Messenger RNA from Schistosoma mattheei, 669 nucleotides. The record is from the annotation of a GenBank genome assembly. Lineage: Eukaryota; Metazoa; Platyhelminthes; Trematoda; Strigeidida; Schistosomatidae.
AUGUACCUCAAAAAAGAAAAAGUUCGAGAUUUGUCAAGUGAUCUAACAAAUGAUGAACCGACGAUAAAGAAACGAAAACUGGAAGACACUUCUGAAGCUCUCAAUAACUGUUCAUCAGAGAACGAGUGUCACUUGCUGUCACUUCAUCAUAUACAAAAUGUUCUAGCUAAAUUAGGUGGGAAAGCACCUUUCUCAAGUUUGAGAAAACAGAUUUACAGUACGUAUAAAACCAGCAUACUUUCCCCACAAGAAUGCAUGACAAAAAAAGAGUUUAAAGCCAAAUUGUUAGGUGUCAUUCAAGACUCAGGGUACUUUAUUUUUUCACCGUCUGAUGGUAUGAUCAGCAUGGUUAGUGAUGGUUUAGUCGCUAGAACAGAUCUCUGUGUAAAUCCAGAUCCAGAUACUUCUAUAAUCACUUGUCAGAACGGUAAACCACAUUAUUCUGAAAGUAUAAAAAAGUUACUAAUCACCACAAUAAACGAUGCGGGAGGACAAAUUUCUCUCAAGAAGCUUGUGAAAAGAGUCUCGUCACGUAUUUUGAAUCCAAAUGAUCAAAAGGAAGUUAGUCUUACGAAAGAGGAAGUGGAGAGCAAAAUUGUGAGAAAAGUCAAUAAAAGUCAGUCUAUGAAACUUUCAGAUGACGGUAAACGGGUUGAACUUUGCUCAUGA